Messenger RNA from Zootermopsis nevadensis, 3370 nucleotides. Lineage: Eukaryota; Metazoa; Arthropoda; Insecta; Blattodea; Termopsidae. The record is from RefSeq and is a predicted model, not a curated record.
ACGCAGCCAUGGGAACUGGCUCCAGGGGGGAGGGGGGAGGAUGUCGGAGAAGGAUAACUGCAGAGGACUGGCCACUCGGACACUCACAAGUGUACAAGACUUUUCACUUUCAACAUCAAUCAGCUGUUUCUAUAAUACGUCACGUUACACAAAUUUCGACAUGUCAAACGACGAGCAGCUUGUAGUGUCGUCGGUGCACAUGUACCCUAUGGAAAACGCGAAGCUGCACCACACAGACAGGUUCGAAGUUUUACAUCGGGACAACCCCACCGUGGUGCUGAGACGCGCUCAGCCCUUCCACCUGGUGAUCGGCUUCUCGGGUCGGGUCUACGACCUCAAAAAAGACCUUGUCCAGCUCGUUUUCACAUACGGAAAUCGCCCGAAUAUCAUCAAAGGGACUAAAGCGAUCUGCACUAUGAGCGACAAGCGAAGAGACGACGUCAAGGCCUGGCACGCGAGGACAGUGGGCAAGGACGAGAACUCCAUGAACGUGGAGGUAAAGCCGCAACGGUACAUGGCCUUUAAAGGGUUAGAGAAUCCAAUAUCAGUGAUGACGCUUUCUGUUAAACAAAAGGCAAAGAAUUUAUUGACUGGUCGAGUGCCGAUAAACUUUCCAAUCGCCUUUGCCGUGACUCUAAUGCUGAUGUCUGACCCAGAUGAUCAGGUCUACAUGCCUGACGAACGUCUGCUGGACGAGUACGUGCUCAACGACAUUGGGAAAAUCUGGGUGGGGCCCUACGGCUCCUCAAAGGGCCGCGAGUGGAUAUUCGGUCAGUUCGACGCCGUAGCCCUUCCUGCCGUCGACCUUAUGAUGAGCAGAAGCAACGUGGCCCCUGUGAACCGCGGCAACCCAAUCUACGUGACCCGCGCCAUAUCCAAGUUGGUAAACUCGAAUGAUGACUUGGGGGUGCUGCAAGGAAGAUGGAACGGCAAUUAUGAAGACGGCACAGCACCAGCUGCGUGGACAGGAUCCGUACCCAUCCUGGAAGAAUACCUGGACACGGGCACUGAGGUCAAGUACGGCCAGUGCUGGGUGUUCGCGGGCGUCGUUGCCACCGUGUGUCGUGCUUUGGGCAUCCCUUGCCGAGUGGUGUCCAACCUUGUAUCUGCCCACGACGCCAACGCGUCCCUUACCAUAGACCGGUACUACACGGCCGACAUGGAGAUGCUGGACUAUGACCCUACAAACCCCGAGGGCGACGACUCAAUUUGGAACUAUCACGUGUGGAACGAUGUGUGGAUGGCGCGCCCCGACCUCCCCAAGGGCUACGGGGGUUGGCAGGCGAUCGACGCCACCCCACAAGAAACAAGCGACGGGGUGUACCAGUGCGGCCCGGCUUCUGUGGAGGCCGUCAAAUGCGGCGCAGUUGGUUUCAAUUACGACGUGUCUUUCCUUCUGUCAACCGUAAACGCGGAUCUGGUGCGCUGGAAGGAAGACGAUUCCAGCGAAUACAAUUACUCCAAGAUUGACUCCAACAAAUACCACAUUGGGCGGAUGAUCCUGACCAAGAAACCUUGGAUAUACGACCCCAAUGGAGACAGAGACAGGGAUGACGUCACAGAGCAGUACAAAAACAAAGAAGGUACAAAAGCCGAGCGCCUGACCCUAAGAGCCUCUGAGAGGGCGAAGAGGUUCUACAUGCUGCCCGCAAAAUCGAGAGAAGACAUCGAUUUCGAACUCGUAAACUUGGACGAAGUGAAGCUUGGUGAUGGCUUCAGUAUCACCGUUAAUAUUCACAACAGAUCCGACAACGAAAGGUCGGUCCAGGCCGUUCUGUCUGCUGCUAGCAUCUACUACACAGGAAUAAAGGCGCACGUGAUCAAGAAAGCGACAGGGGACUUCAAAGUCGGCCCCAAGGCCAAGGAAAUGCUCCGUCUCACUGUCAAACCGGAGGAGUACCUUGAGAAGCUGGUGGAGUACUGCAACAUGAAGAUCUACGCUAUAGCAACUGUUGUGGAAACAAAUGAGACUUGGGGAGAGGAGGAUGACUUCCAGGUGAUGAAACCCAACCUCCAAAUAAAGAUAAAUGGAAUCCCCGUUGCGCAGAAGCCAUGCGCAGUGAGCUUCAGUUUCCAGAAUCCGCUGAAGAAGGCCCUAACCGGCUGCAUAUUCCAGUACGCGGGUCCAGGCCUCGUGAAAAAUACGCCGAUACCUUACAGAGAUAUCCAGCCAGAGGAGGAGGUCAAAGUUGAACACAGCUUCAUACCCCAGAGAGCCGGCAGACAGAAACUUGUGGGUACAUUUUCAUCUAAGGAGCUACUGGACAUCACUGGAUCUGUCGAGAUUGAGGUGGCUGAAGACGAGGAAUAGUCGAAACCACGACAGAGCCGAAAACAAAAUCCUUAGUUUGAACUUACCACGAUUAAUUUGAUACAAAUCAAUGUUUGUCCAAAUUUAAUUCACACCUAAAUAUUUAAAAGUAAAACUGAACAAAAACAUUCAUUUUCCCCAUUCAUUGUAUAAAAUUAAAUUGCCUAAAGUAUUUAUCUCUACAUUUUUUAUGAACAACAAAACAUAACUUACGACGUCACCUGAUCUAUUCAACUCUGCACCCCCCAAAUAUAUUUUAACGUCGCACGUAAACGUCACUUCAGAACUGUGGAUAAUUUAAAUGUCAAGUACUCUAUUACAGGGUGUUCAAAAACAAUUAAGAUACACUUUUUCGGUCUUUAUUAUUACGUACAUUCUAAUUAAUUAGGAUUAUUAUCAUGUCUAGAGUACCCACAGUCUAAACCAGAGACGUGUCUACUCAACCGCGUUUAAUAUUAUAUUAUGGAGUUUAUAUUCUAAAUAAUUAUGUAAUGGAGUUAAUGUUGAUGUUAUUAGUAUGUAACUUAUUUCAAGUUUUUUUUUUAAAUAAGUUCAUAUACCUCUUCACGUUAUCAGAAUAUUCAAAAUAUUACGCACAAACCAAGACCAUAAAUAUUUCUGUACUUCGGUGGGGCUAAAUUCCUGAUAGGGACAGAAAUUUCUCAUAUGUCGUCACCGUGUUUAGGGCUCGUCCUGGUACCAAGGAUAAGGACCUGUGGAGCUUUGUCUCUACAUCUUGUCUUAAAGGCGCCAUAUUUACGUACUACAACAAAUUCACUUUUAACAUUUCAGUUGCAGGUAGACCAACAUCAAAACAAUAAAUAUCCACAGUUACAUACUUUUUUCCCCCUUUAAGUAUAUAGUUACGUAGUUUUAAUUUUUUUUAUUUUAAAAGUCUUCGACGUAAUUUAAGAAGUUUAAUAUCCAACCCAUUUUGUUAUUGACAUGGCUCCAGUACGUACUAAGAGAUUAUAUAAUAUAACAUUUAAUUAAAUGAAUUCUUUGAACAAAUUAAGUAACUUUUUGAAGUACAAAUACACUUGUAACGUACGGACUACA